Messenger RNA from Tribolium madens (black flour beetle), 1245 nucleotides. Its product is annotated as ATP synthase subunit C lysine N-methyltransferase. Gene Ontology annotation, molecular function: protein-lysine N-methyltransferase activity. Gene Ontology annotation, cellular component: mitochondrion. The transcript has 4 exons. The record is from RefSeq and is a predicted model, not a curated record. The coding region runs from base 571 to 1170 and encodes 199 amino acids. Gene Ontology annotation, biological process: regulation of mitochondrial ATP synthesis coupled proton transport; positive regulation of proton-transporting ATP synthase activity, rotational mechanism; peptidyl-lysine trimethylation. NCBI's taxonomy places the organism in Eukaryota, Metazoa, Arthropoda, Insecta, Coleoptera, Tenebrionidae.
UAAAUUGCCAAGAAGGUUGUGAACAAGUUGGGACUGAAAUGAAAAAAAUCUUAAGCGAGUUCGAGAAUAUGGAACUCGAAAUAACCCUUGUCCCCUAUCUAUUUUUAUUACUUCAGUAGUGACACACCUAACCCCACUUUUUGACCUGACCAAAAAAAAAACAAUUUAAGGUUUUUUUAAAUUAAAAUAAAACGAUUUAAGCUUAUUGUCUUAUUCAUCGACUGUGAAUAUUUUGGGGGCACCAAUUUUGUCCCAAGGCUCGACAAACAAACAAUAUAACCUCAAACGUCAAAUUUUUUAGAUAUUUGGGUACUUUUGAAAUGAAUAAAAAAUAAUGCUUUUUGAAGGGUUUUAGGCUUUUUCGGUUGUUGACUUUUGACUUUCAACCUUGAUUUUUAAGACGCCAAAUGUCCUGGUCCAAAUAUAACAUUUUACAUCCUACUUCAGUGGGAUCUAGUUUAUCAAAAUUAAUUGUAAACUGACGAGGUUGUAAACAAGUUGAGACUAGAAUAACCCUCCUGUUUGUAUUUUUGUACUUUAUGCUAGGAAACAUAACCUCACUUUACAAGUAUGAAUAGUCUCCCUAUUGAGUUUUCGAGUGUUGAUCAACCCUCACGGACUAGUCUCACCGGAAAAGUGCUCCUGGGGCUCACUGGAGGGGCUGCAUUGGGGCUCAGUGUCGUCUGUGCGUCUUUCGUGAGUCCCGCAUUUCGUAAAUUUUGCUUGCCUUAUAUUCCCGCCACGAGAAACCAAAUCACGAAUGUUUUUACGGCAUUGAGGGGGCGACAAGGGACUUUGCUAGAUGUGGGUUCAGGGGACGGGAGAAUUGUCCUAGAAGCCGCCAAAUGUGGUUUUGUGGCCCAUGGUGUUGAACUGAACUUUUGGUUGGUUUUGUAUUCAAGAUUAAAUUCCUUGAGAAAAAGUUUAAGUAAAAAAACAACGUUUUAUCGGAAAGAUUUGUGGAGUUUUCAUGUUGGGGAUUAUGACAAUAUUGUGAUUUUUGGGGUUGAACAAAUGAUGGCUGCGUUAGAAAAUAAGUUUAAUACAGAGUGCAAAAAUGGGUGUAUUGUGGUUGCUUGUAGGUUUCCUUUGCCCAAUAGGAAACCUUUUAAGACUUUUGGACACGGCGUUGACACAGUUUGGGCCUAUGAAAUAAUUAAAACUAAAUAAUGACUUUUUGCCAUAAAAUAUACAUUUUACAUGUAAUUAAAACCUCUUUAUUGUUUAAUAAACUCGUACUUGCGA